This is a messenger RNA of Neurospora tetrasperma FGSC 2508, 150 nucleotides long. RefSeq lists its product as uncharacterized. The transcript has 2 exons. The record is from RefSeq and is a predicted model, not a curated record. The coding region runs from base 1 to 150 and encodes 49 amino acids. Lineage: Eukaryota; Fungi; Ascomycota; Sordariomycetes; Sordariales; Sordariaceae.
AUGGACGCCACAGGCAAGCCUCUCCGUCGUCAGGCUCAGGGCCUUCAGUGCCAUUAUUUCUCCGUGAUCCAAUACCAAGGCUUUCGCUUGGCGCCUCGCCAAGGCACUACAACGUCGGUACAGCCGUCAUCGGAACCUGGAGGUAUUUGA